This is a messenger RNA of Triticum dicoccoides, 1344 nucleotides long. RefSeq lists its product as uncharacterized. The record is from RefSeq and is a predicted model, not a curated record. The annotation marks the transcript as partial. The transcript has 2 exons. Lineage: Eukaryota; Viridiplantae; Streptophyta; Magnoliopsida; Poales; Poaceae.
AUGCUUGUCGAUUCCGACACUGCGUCGCUUGACACGUUCCCCACCAACAUGGUGGUCUCCGACGAGCCGCCUCCUUGCGCGGAGAGCGGCGAGAGCGCCGUCAUGGAAGUGCUUGUCAUCGGCCACAUCGAGCACUCCGGCGGAGGUGCUCAAGAUCCGCUCAACACGGCACUACAAGACCUGACGGCGCCCAUCCCAGAAGACACCGACACCGAGAUGCUGGAAGCAUGCCGCAUCCAGCUCGUCGAGGGCGUCAAGAAGCUGGCUAGCAUGAGACGCCUGUCGGAAGCCUACCGGUGCGAGAUGGACCGCGCUGUGGGCGGCACGCCGGCUCCCGCUGGGCCCAGCCACCUUCGCACAGUCCAGCAGCGCAGGGUGGCCAUCGCCAACCUGUUCUGGGCAAAUCACCCCGUCUACGCCACGCCCGCGGAAAAUAUCCGAGCUGCCCAGGCGGCAGUAGAAGAGCUAGACAAGUUCGAGGGCGAAGAACGUCGCCAGAUGGCGGAGCGCGUCCAGCGGCUCCUCGACGCAGCUGCUGAGCAGCACGAGCGAAUCGGCUCCACUCGUCAAGCAAUACCGACCGGCGUCGCCCUACAAUGCCUCCUCAAGCCGUCUAUCAAGCCAUCGCCAGAGUCGGAUUCUAUCUUUGUGUCGGCUCCUCCUGAAGUAGUCGGGUCUGACUUGAGAGCUCCAGCAGCCGGCACGGGAAUUCCGGCAGGCGGCCCGGGGGCUGCGGCAGUCGCACUCGGCCCGGGGACUUCAAAACCCAGCCCGGGGACUGAAGCGGCCAGCCCGGAGACUUCAAAGCCCGGCCCAGGGACUGAUGCAGUCGGCCCGGGGACUUCAUCGACCCAGGAAGCGGCAGCCGACUCCAACCGGCCGCCUCCCGGCCCAACCGCCCUCGUCCAAGUUGCAGUCCUGGCAAUCGAAGAAAUCGCAGCACCUUCAUGGGCCCAGCCCAUCCUCAACUUCCUGGUAAACAAAGAGCUGCCGACUAAUGAGAUCUCGGCCCAGCAAGUGCAAUGCUGGGCAGCAGCUUACACCAUAGUCAACCGAGAGCUUGUGAGGUGCAGUGUCACCGGAGUCUACCAGCGCUGCGUCAAGCCGGAGCAAGGCCAAGCAAUCCUCAAAGACAUCCAUCAAGGCGAAUGUGGCCACCAUGCGGCUUCAAGAGCACUUGUCGCCAAAGCUUUCUGCCAUGGUUUUUUUUGGCCGACUGCUCUAGAAGACGCCAAAGACUUAGUCCAGAAAUGCAAAGGGUGCCAGAAGUUCCGUUCCAAGCCACAUCAGACGGCUUCUGCACUCAAGACUAUUCCCAUUGCCUGGCCCUUUGCUGUUUGGGGC